AUGGUUCCAGAGAUAUUUUCUGAAUUCUUAAGAGCACUAGAAAAAGUGUCAUCUGAUGAAUACAGGGAAGUGGUGAACGUUUAUAGUCCCACAGCCUCACCAUUACUCCACAGCCUCACCAUUACUCCACAGCCUCACCAUUACUCCACAGCCUCACCAUUACUCCACAGCCUCACCAUUACUCCACAGCCUCACCAUUACUCCACAGCCUCACCAUUACUCGACAGCCUCACCAUUACUCCACAGCCUCACCAUUACUCCACAGCCUCACCAUUACUUCACAGCCUCACCAUUACUUCACAGCCUCACCAUUACUUCACAGCCUCACCAUUACUCCACAGCCUCACCAUUACUCCACAGCCUCACCAUUACUCCACAGCCUCACCAUUAAUCCACAGCCUCACCAUUACUCCACAGCCUCACCAUUACUCCACAGCCUCACCAUUACUUCACAGCCUCACCAUUACUCCACAGCCUCACCAUUACUCCACAGCCUCACCAUUACUCCACAGCCUCACCAUUACUCCACAGCCUCACCAUUACUUCACAGCCUCACCAUUACUCCACAGCCUCACCAUUACUCCACACCAUCCAGACAGAGCUUUUUUUUUUAUCUUUAUUCUCUUCAGUUGGGUCAUUCUAAAGUACAACUAUGUUUACAGGUCAUUCUAA
Molecule: messenger RNA, 672 nt
Organism: Biomphalaria glabrata
Lineage: Eukaryota; Metazoa; Mollusca; Gastropoda; Planorbidae
Product: mucin-2-like
Exons: 3
Coding region: 1-672 (223 amino acids)
Source: RefSeq, a predicted model, not a curated record